Molecule: messenger RNA, 3126 nt
Organism: Tarenaya hassleriana
Lineage: Eukaryota; Viridiplantae; Streptophyta; Magnoliopsida; Brassicales; Cleomaceae
Product: fanconi-associated nuclease 1 homolog
Exons: 17
Coding region: 160-2931 (923 amino acids)
Biological process (GO): interstrand cross-link repair
Cellular component (GO): nucleus
Molecular function (GO): hydrolase activity, acting on acid anhydrides, in phosphorus-containing anhydrides; 5'-3' exonuclease activity; flap-structured DNA binding
Source: RefSeq, a predicted model, not a curated record
AAAGGCAGAGGCCAAGCCGAAGAUAGAGUCAAAUGGACUCUUGAAAUGAUGUGUUAUUGUCUUCGGCAUUUUCUCUCUCGCCGUCGAAUUUCUCAGAUUUCUUGUUGUGAUUUAACAGGAGGAGCUCUAUGAUUCUUGUUGUUAGAUGAAUCCAUCAUUAUGACAACAGGAAGACAGCAAAUGCUAAGGGGGCGGGAGAGCUUGAUUCGAUUGAUUGGUAAACGCCGGCGCGUUCUUCCAAACCGGAGCCAUCUCCUCUCCGUCCCUACUCCAAACUCCUUGAAUCUCGAGGUCGACGAAAAUGGCAUCCUUAUCUCUGUUGCUGCUAUUGAGAAAGCGAUGGAUAUUAUCCCCAGAGAUGAGGAUUUGACUUGCCCUGUGUGUAUGAAUAAACUUUCUGGUGGUGAUCACAUGAUCAACCUCCAUCUGGAUUUGUGUCUCUCCAGGGGGACCAAACGCAAGUUAACUCAGACCACUCUUUUUCAGUCCAAGUUGUGGUCAGCUCCGAAAGUUAAAUGUCACUCUGACAACGAUGUAAAACCCACCCAACCCGAAUACAAUCCUGAACAGGAAGUCAAUUUUGGUGUUUCGGAUUUAUGUGAACAGCAACAGUUAGCUGAAGCAGCUGUCGAGCAUGAUGAUUCGUGUUCUAGUGACUCGAUCUGCUGCAAGGUUGAUGCUCCAUCUUCUCCAAAUAAUGAGGUGCUUGGAGAGGCAGUGUCUCCUAAAAUAGAUGACGCACAUGGCCUUGUUCUUGAUACUUUUAUUGUUGGCCGUAAGUUCAGUGAUGUGCUGGAGUUAAAUAUUGGUGCCAAAAUAUCUCUUCUAAGAGAUCCCGAUAACAUCAAGGAUCACAAUGCCAUCAAGGUCCUUUCGGUCGAAUUUGAGCCCUCUGAAAUGCUUGGAUAUCUACCUAGAGACAUCUCCCAUUACCUAUCUCCUCUAAUCGACAAGUACACCCUUAAGUUUGAGGGAACUGUAACUUCUACUCCAAACUAUUCUUAUGAAGUCGUUCCAAUCAAAAUUCUGUGCCACAAAAUGUCAUCUAAUGAUAGGAUGAAAUGCGAAGAUGCUGGAGAUUUUAGACCUCUGUGGGACAAAGUCCUUCAGAAUGCUGAGUAUCAGAAGAAAUUUCCGCCUAAAAUGCAAAGAUACCAGCAUAAUUUCAACAUAUUAAUACAAGAGGUUCUGAGAAGUUAUUCCCACCUAUUCACUCCUUGUGAAAAGGCAUUGUUGGAGUCUUUUCCCUCUCUUUCCGAGGAUAGCCAGAGACUUUUUGUUCGUCUUUACAUGCGAAAAGGACCUUGGUUCAGACAAUCAAAUAUUUCAUACCCCGAGGUUUCAGAUUUGGAACGAGCUCUAAAGGAUCUCACUGAGAGGGGCUUUAUGAGUUUAUUUGAGGAUGCAAAUGCACUAGAUGAUCAAGACAUUAAGGAGAUCUUAGAUACACUCAACGUCUCUGAGCUUCGUGACAUCGUAUCUAUGAACAUGGUCUCCAGACGUAGCUUAAGAAAGAGAGACCUCAUUUCAUCCCUUUGUUCUUCUUACAGCAAUGGAACAAGUCCACUUCUAGGAAGUAUGAUUUUAGAAAGAACAGGGCUAUGUGCUAAGAUAUCAUCUGUUGCGGAAUCCCUAAUAUGGCGUAUUGAGAGGCUUUUCUUCCUUAAUGCAGAGCAAGACCUUUCUUCUUUUGUUCUGCUAGAUCUGGGGAUUGUCAAAUAUCCGACUUACAACUGCAUAGUCUCGGAGCAGAUAUUUUUGAAUCAGACUGAUCUUCUUGCAUAUGAAGAGGCCAUUGAAGUGGCGCAGAUUAUGGAUGAGUCUCUAGAUAAAAGUAAUGCUGGAACAGUGUUAAAAUGCAUCUUGAUCGCUGACUCUCGCUUAUCCCCAAAUAUGGAGUCCCGUGCUGCAUUUACUUGCUUUACGGCGUCGUGGGUUUACUCAAAGGUGGUUCUUUUAGGAAUUUCCUUUCUUGAGCACCACAAGAGAUACAACCAAGCAGUUUAUCUUCUGAGGCGGUUGCUUAAUUGUUUCGAUUGUGAUGGGAGACGGGGGUACUGGACAGUUAGAUUGUCGACAGAUUUGGAGCACAUGGGUCGUCUUAAUGAGAGCCUCUCAGUUGCAGAAGAUGCGCUAUUGGAUCCUUGGGUACGUGCUGGUUCUAGAAUGGCUUUGCAGAGGCGCAUUCUUCGCUUGGCAAAACCUCCAAGACGCUGGAAAACUCCUAGCUUUUCAGAUUUCAUCAAAACAAAGAUCCCUGAGGCUCACAUUCUGGGAAGACCCUUGAAUUGUGAAGUAGGCAUGAAAAACAGGUUCUAUGGUGAAGACGGAGAACAAUGUGGAGUGGAGCAGCUUGCAUUACAGUACUAUGCCGGAGAAGGUGGAGGAUGGCAGGGAAUCCAUACAGAGAGCGGCAUAUGGUUGACCCUUUUCGGACUCCUCAUGUGGGACGUUCUAUUUUCCGAUGUCCCAGAUGUUUUCCGCACUAGAUUCCAGAAUUCUCCUUUGGACUUGGAGACUGAAGCUUUCUACCAAACCCGGAAGAAUCAGAUAGAGGCUCACCUCGAGAAAGUCAUAAACGGAAUGGCAGAAGAGAUGGUGAUCAUCUCGUGGGAAGCCCAUCAAGGAGAAGCAUGCAGAGGAGUGAAUUGGGAGAGGUUUUCACUCGAGGAACUGAGAGCUGUGGUGACAUGUGCAGGAGGCCCGUGUUUGGCAUCGCUAUGCCGAUAUCUGGCUCAAGAUUACCGCAGUUGGUCCAGCGGAAUGCCCGAUCUAGUGAUGUGGCGGUUCAAGGAGAAUGGGUUUGAAGGUGAAGCCAAGCUGGUGGAAGUAAAAAGUGAGAGAGACAGGUUAUCAGAGCAACAAAGAGCUUGCUUGUUGCUCCUAAUGGAUUGUGGGUUCAGUGUGGAGCUUUGCCAUGUCAAAGCCUAGUUGAUUCAGCUUCGGUUCAGCUACGGGUCGAUUUCAGUCCGGUUAUAUAUGGAUUUGGUUAUUUAAGUUUUAGAAAAAUUAUUACUGUUCGAUUUUUUUAAUAAAUUCGAUUUUUUUUAAAAAAAAUUCACUAAGACGUACAUUUUGUUUCAUUACUCGUCUAUAAGAAUUCGAUUUUAAAUUAUUUUUAUUCAA